This is a messenger RNA of Paramisgurnus dabryanus, 2542 nucleotides long. The record is from RefSeq and is a predicted model, not a curated record. Lineage: Eukaryota; Metazoa; Chordata; Actinopteri; Cypriniformes; Cobitidae.
CAUGGCUGCCUCCACAGAAAACAUGUUAGUACUAAGUAAAACCACAGAGAAAGGAUAUAUUUUACAUCAUAUUUACGUGUAUUUCUUAUUAAAACACUGAUUCAGUUUAAAGAUUUACAGAUUUUCGCAGCGAUUAAUUAAAUUAUAUGGCUGUGAAGUGGCUUUGUUUAUUUUAUAAAGCUAUUUAAUGAUCCUUCAGUGGUGAGCAGCACAAUGCCAUUAGUCAACAUUCGUACCUGUGUCCGGUAUGGUAUACACGUGGGUCUACGUUCAUUUGCCACAAAGCCUGUCAGCACAACCAGGAACCAGCAAGAUGACAUAGCCGUGUUUCAGUAUGUGGGUCAGCACAGGAAGCCCAAAGAAAAGGUGUUUGUAUGGGGCUUCAGCUACACCGGAGCUUUAGGAAUCCCCAGCUUUGUGGUACCUGACAGUGGCAGGAAAAAGCCCAGGAAAUACCAGCUCACACCUUAUCGCCUGGAUACUGAACAAAAGAUUACCUCGGCAGCCUGUGGAUAUGGAUUCACGUUGCUGGCAUCUAAUAGUAAAGACCUGACCAAACUGUGGGGCAUGGGCCUGAACAAAGAUUCCCAGCUGGGCUUUCAGCGUACUCAGAAAGACAGACAUAAGAGUUAUGACUAUGUUCUGGAACCUUCUCCAGUGUCUCUCCCAUUGGCCAAGCCUCAAGAGACACGAGUGAUGCAGGUGUCUUGUGGCCGCGCUCACUCGCUGGUGCUCACAGAUUCUGAGGGAGUUUUCAGUAUGGGUAAUAAUGCUUAUGGACAGUGUGGCAGGACGAUUGUGGAGGAUGAGGUUUACAGUGGAAGCCAUGUUGUUCAACAGAUUGAGGGUUUUGACAGCCGGGUCAUCCAGGUGGCUUGCGGGCAGGAUCACAGUGUGUUUCUAACAGAAAAAGGCUCAGUUUAUUCCUGUGGGUGGGGGGCAGAUGGACAAACAGGUCUGGGCCACCACAACAAAGCCUCCUGUCCGCUGCCUGUUGGGGGAGACCUUGCUGGGGUCAAAGUUCGGCAGGUGGCCACAUAUGGAGACUGUAGCUUGGCUGUGUCAAAUGAUGGGCAGCUGUACGGUUGGGGGAACUCGGAGUAUCUACAGCUGGCUUCUGUCACCGAGUCGACCCAGAUUAGCUCGCCCCGGCUGCUGCCCCUGAAGGCUGUGGGUCGAAUCAGACAGGCGGCAUGUGGAGGAACACAGGUGGCUGUUUUGAACGGGGGAAAAAUCCACACGCACAUGGCCAUGUGUGAAAAAGUGUUUGCCCCCCUGUGGUUUCCCAAUGGUUACUGCCACUCCUGUUUGCAAUCAAGAAAUCUGUACCUGUCUGACAAAGUGAAGUAGACCAAAAGGUCCUCAAAAGCUACACAUCAUGUUGAGAUCCAAAGAAUUUCAUGAACAAAUGAGAAAGAAAGUAAUUGAGUAUCAGUCUGGAAAAGGUUAUAAAGCCAUUUCUGAAUAUUUGGGACUCCAGCGAACCACAGUGAGAGCCAUUAGCAAAAACAUGGAACAGUGGUGAACCUUCCCAGGAGUGGGCGGCUGACCAAAAUUACCCCAAGAGCGCAGGGACGACUCACAAAAAGGUCACACAAGACAACAGCAUCCAAAGAACUGCAGGCCUCACUUGCCCCAGUUAAGGUCAGUGUUCAUGACUCCACCAAAAGAAACAGACUGGAAAAAAAUGGCCUGCAUGAAAAAAGAAUCUUGAUGCUCCCCAAGACUUUUGGGAAAACACUCGAGACAAAAGUUGGAAGGUGUGUGUCCACUUACAUCUGGUGUAAAAGUAACAAAGCAUUUCAAAAAAAGAAAAACAUCAUACCAACAGUAAAACAUGGUGAUGAUCUGGGGCUGUUUUGCUGCUUCAGGACCUGGAAGACUUGCUGUGAUAAAUGAAACCAUGAAUUGUCUACCCAAAAACUCCUGAAGGACAAUGUCUGGUCAUCGGUUCAUGACCUCAAGCUGAAGCAAACUUGGGUUCUGCAGCAGGACUAUGAUCCAAAACACACCAACAAGUCCACAACUGAAUGGCUGAAGAAAAACUAAAUGAAAUCUUUGGAGUGGCCUAAUCAAAAUCCUGACCUCAAUCCUGUGGCAUCACCUUAAAAAGGCUCGAAAACCCCCCAAUGUGGCUGAAUUACAACAAUUCGGCAAAGAUAAGUGGACCAAAAUUCUUCCACAGCGCUGUAACAGACUCAUUGCAAGUUAUCACAAAACGCUUGAUUGCAGUUGUUGCUGCUAAGGGUGGCCCAACCAGUUAUAAGUUUAGGGUGCAAGCACUAUUCCACACAGGGCCAUGUGGGAUUGGAUUUUGUUUUCCCUUCAUAAUAAAAUCCUUUAUUUAUAAACUGCAUGUUGUGUUUAGUUGUGUUAUCUUUGAUUAAUAUUUAAAUGUGUUUUAUGAUCUGCAACAUUAAAAUGUGACAAACAUGCAAAAAAAUAAAGCCGAACCCAAAUUUUUAACAAGAACUAAUAAUUAAUCUUUUGUAUUAUUGUUAUCUUUCCUAUGUGUUUUAUGUUAUUAUUAAAACAAAUAAUC